Molecule: messenger RNA, 939 nt
Organism: Syzygium oleosum
Lineage: Eukaryota; Viridiplantae; Streptophyta; Magnoliopsida; Myrtales; Myrtaceae
Exons: 4
Coding region: 153-482 (109 amino acids)
Source: RefSeq, a predicted model, not a curated record
CCGCCCCCGUUUCCAUAUUCGCCUUUGGUAAUUUAUGCUAGCAGUCAUGAAAUUUCUUCAUUUGUGGUGUAUGCAUUGAGUAUCUUUAUCCACUAUGUCAAAUUGAGAACUCUAGCUGCUCUAGUAACAUAGUGAGUGACCUUGCUCGUAGGAUGAUACUCAUCAAAUGGGCUUCUCACGUUAUCACUUUUGAUGACUAUGGUGUUUCAGGCCAUUGCAACCAUCGUGAUGUGCAUUAUGGGGUUCGGAAUCUCCUUCAAGAGACGGCACCAAGAGGUAUCGAUGCCUGGGAACUUAAGAAAGAAGAAGACACGGUGAGACUGAGUUUGGUUGUGGAAGAAGAGGGACAAGAGAAGGAGAGUAAGGGAAGGAAAAAUGUCAUGCACAUUUUCCAUUUAUUGUUCAAGGUUUUUCUCGCCAACUAUAAGUUACCUCACUUCAAGGGGACAUUACCUUCAUAUUUUGUGCUUGUCAGUUGGUAAUGCGAUGUUUUCUUGUUGUUUCUCUCAUUAGGAUUCUUAAUUGAUUUCUUGCAUUAUACUGGUGUGCCGGACCAAGCACAGAUGCUCAAACUGUUGUCUAAGUACUAAAAUGGAAAGGUUCUGAAAUGGUCUAAACCAUGAGCUGUGGUUGGAGCUUCUGUGCCUUUGACAGCAAUACUAGUACGAUCUCAGCGAAAAAGAAGUUGUCGAAAUAGAAUUUCAUGCAUUACUUUACACCGUGAGCUCCCAAAUGUUUUGGUAACUUUAAUAUAGCAACACUUUCCACUUGUCAUACACUAUACAAAAAGAUGAACAAAAUAUAUAAAUUUCCGUUUGAAAAAACUAGCCCUAUAGCAACAUAAAAUAGGCAAAUCUCACCACAAAUAAUUACUAAUAGAAAGAUACUUCUAAAUGUCUAGCAACAAUCCUACUUGGACAUGAGGGACAAUUAUUGAUC